Molecule: messenger RNA, 2498 nt
Organism: Archocentrus centrarchus (flier cichlid)
Lineage: Eukaryota; Metazoa; Chordata; Actinopteri; Cichliformes; Cichlidae
Gene: nobox
Product: NOBOX oogenesis homeobox
Exons: 9
Coding region: 61-2412 (783 amino acids)
Biological process (GO): regulation of transcription by RNA polymerase II
Molecular function (GO): DNA-binding transcription factor activity, RNA polymerase II-specific; RNA polymerase II cis-regulatory region sequence-specific DNA binding
Source: RefSeq, a predicted model, not a curated record
AGCUCAUUAACCUGCGGUCAGGGAGUCACGCGCUUCGUUACCUGCUCGGCUUAAUUGAUUAUGAGCACAAGUUUAUUGGUUUUGACGGCGGCGUCCAUGGAUGAAGACGGUGCGUUAGCUGAAGAUUUGGACUGCCCAAGCCUUCUGUGUGAGGAGCUGGAGGAUUUGGAAACAAACAACAACCGAGGGAACAUGAGCAGGAGAAGGAGGAAGAGGAGGGAAAUGGAGGAGGAAGUGUUUAGUCAGUGGGAGGAUGAAGAGGCAGCAGAGGAGAUGGGGCGAGAAGAGAAGGAGGGGGAGAAAGAAAAAGUUGUUGUGUCAGAGAAGGAAGUGGUGGUGACAGAGGGAGAAGAGGAGGAGCAGGUGAAGCCUGAGAGUAGGCUGGAAGCGGGGGCGGCACAGGAGGUGCAGAUGGAAGACAAGAUUGAGAAGGCCAAGGAAACAAUUGCUGAUGAGCAAGAGAGUACAGUAACAAAAAGUUUGGCGCAGAAGAAGAGUAGGAAGAGGCGAGGAAGGAAGCAAAGUGAGCAGGUAAGAAGUAAGAGAGGAGUCAAGGAUGUUGGUGUGAGGUCUGAAGAGGAAAUGAAGAGUCAAACACAGGAGGUGCCAGCAAUGAGCUCGGAGGAGAGCUCGGCUCUGACGGAGCCUUCCAUUGGCCUGAUGAACAGCUGUGACCUUUCUGACUCAGUCUACUUGGGAUUUGGGGGGACAGGGCUGUGUUGUCCCCCAGUUCCCAUCCCUCUGCUGUACUCCUCACAGCCUCCAGUUCCCAUCCAGCCCACACUUCCUCAACCACAUGGUAAAAAGAGACCUCACAGCCCCCUUCUGCCUCACAGUCAACCCCAACAGGGCCCACAGCCUCUUGAGAUGGAAAUAACGCAGGUAUACUCCACCCGACGCUCCAUCCGCUACAGCACCAGGGGCCGAGGUCAGGCCCUUAGCUUCCCUCUGCUGCCGGGGAUUGAGUCUGUGGACAGCUGCCUGCUGCCACCUGCACCAAAGAAGAAAACACGGACGCUCUACAGUACAGAUCAGUUAGAGCAUUUAGAGGCCCUGUUUCAAGAGGAUCACUAUCCGGACGCAGAGAAAAGGAAAGUUAUUGCUGCUUCAGUUGGUGUUACACCUCAGAGAAUUAUGGUCUGGUUUCAGAACCGCAGAGCGAAGUGGAGGAAAGUACUUGCUGUCACAGCAAAGGUUGAACCUGGACAGAAUAGAGCUGAAUCUAGUCCACAUCACCAAAUCAAUCCCACAUUGGCGCACAGCAGUAAGGGAGCACCCCCUUUGUCUCAUUACUAUGCUACCAAGCUACCCCAGCUUGCCCCUGUGCCAACGUCUUUCCCCACCUUAUCCACUCAGAGCCCACCCUCUCACAGCAGCCUGUUGUCCGGCCUCAGCAGCCCAGGUCAAAGCAGGGUGAGCGAUACAGCCCAGAACCAGCUUUCAUCUCAGGGGGGUUUGGUGGAGUAUCCUCCCCGUCCCAUGCACAGCCCUCCCCCACUGCGGCGAGCCAGCCUUCCACUUUUUACCACGACCUAUAGCUCUGCUAACCCCACUCAGUCUCUCCUCAACACACCAGUCCACACCCCACCUCUGUUCCUGGAUGCUCUGGAGGGUGGCUCUACCUUGGCCCAUCGUGACACCCAGCCUCUGCCGACUGACACCAGUUCACUCUUUGACUUGGACUACCUGAUGUCUAGCCAGCAGAAUAACACUUUGUCUUACCAGCACCAGACCUCCUACCCCACCAGCCAGCCACAGCUCCAACCUCAAACAUCUCUGCCUCGCAUGGCCUACCUCACACCAUCCCCCUACCUCACCCCUAACCCUCCAGAUUCAAAUCCUACCUCCUACCUGACGUUUGGCCCUGGAGGAAACUCAACUGGUGUGGUGACCUACUCCGCCAGUGGUCACACCUACUUCCAUUCCCAGAGCGGAGGUCAAAUCCUACUGCAGUCAUCUGGUCACCACGCUGGGAUUACAGCGUACCAGUCUUACCCAUGGGGCAACAUGUGCAGUCAGCCAGCCAUGCACCAGCAUCCUCAGUGCCCUCCUGCUUACCCUGGCAGCUUGGGACCUGGUCAAGACCACCAGACUACCUCUUCCACCAGCUUUCCUCUUCCUUUGUUCUUCCCUGGGGGGGACCAUGAUUCUUCACAUGCAAAUUCCCAUCAUCCUUCAUUCAGCCAGAUUCACACCAGCACCACCAAUGUCCUUCCACCUGUGUCAUCACUGCGGCCUUCUUGCCUCACGGUGGAGGCGACUCCAACCAAGGAGUCAUCUCUCCUUCCUUCUCAGGUCAAUGCUGCCUCUCCAGAAAGCCCGCCAGUGCCCCCGUGUGACAAAAUUGAGUAUGACAGUCCUCGAGAGAUUCACAGUCACUUCCACUGUGACUUUUCUCCUAUACAGUUUUGAUGUUAAGCUUGCGCCUGUAUGUGUGUGUUUCAGCUGUAUGUAAAUAUAAUGUGAAUUUCUAAAUUUUGUAUUUGUAUUACUGUUAG